AUGGAUGAGCCUGGUAAUGCAGAAGAAGGCCUCCCUUAUGUAUCUGACUUGCGGCCCCUGAUAGAGCAGACAGGGGAAAGUACAGAAUGGUAUGAGUGCCUGGCAGGUUUUCACAGACACAAAGCAUCAAAUUAUAAUAAGGGGUGUGCCAAGAAGGACUGGUUUUGGGUAUAUAAAGGGCAGCAGGGGCUAGAGUCAAUGCAAGGUGCAAGCCAUACAAACACCUUGCUAAAGGAGCCUCUGCAGAUUAAGAUCUUUACCCGAGAGAUGAUGAAGACCCUACUGCUUCUUGCGGCUAUGUGCUGCGUGUGCUUGGCCUUACCUUCUCAGAACUUAAAUCAAAGGAAGAAGAGAGAUAUAACGGGGACACAAGCUUGUGGUGGUGUGCUGACAGCCCCAAAGGGAGUUAUCACUUCACCCAACUUCCCGAACAAUUACCCCGAUAAUGCCUACUGUGAAUGGAACAUCACCACCACCUCUAGGAUUAAACUCACACCCACAAAUUUUGACUUAGAAGGCUACAUGUACUUGUGUGUCUUUGACGAUCUUUGGGUCUAUGGUGGAAGUUUCCCCCGAGAAUUGUGUGGACAGAUGCUACCAGAUCCCAUUAUAUCUACCGGAAACUUCAUGCGGAUUGUUUUCAAGACUGAUAAAAGUCUCAAUAGGACAGGAUUCAGGCUCAUAUAUGAACCAGCUGAUUCUACAGAUUCUGCUGCUCUUACCACAAUCACAACAACUCCGACAACUACAAGAACCACUCCUAAAACUACCACCACAACAACUCCGACAACUACAAGAACCACUCCUAAAACUACCACCACAACAACUCCGACAACUACAAGAACCACUCCUAAAACUACCACCACAACAACUCCGACAACUACAAGAACCACUCCUAAAACCACCACCACAACAACUCCGACAACUACAAGAACCACUCCUAAAACUACCACCACAACAACUCCGACAACUACAAGAACCACCACCACUACUACUGCUAAAACUACUAGAACCCCUACUACAAGCUCUGCCGUCAUAUACCAGGCUUGUGGUGGUGUGCUGACAGCCCCAAAGGGAGUUAUCACUUCACCCAACUUCCCGAACAAUUACCCCGAUAAUGCCUACUGUGAAUGGAACAUCACCACCACCUCUAGGAUUAAACUCACACCCACAAAUUUCGACUUAGAAGGCUACAUGUACUUGUGUGUCUUUGACGAGCUUUGGGUCUAUGGUGGAAGUUUCCCCCGAGAAUUGUGUGGACAGAUGCUACCAGAUCCCAUUAUAUCUACCGGAAACUUCAUGCGGAUUGUUUUUAAGACUGAUAAAAGUCUCAAUAGGACAGGAUUCAGGCUCAUAUAUGAACCAGUAUAAAGCGCGAAAAGAACGGUGAAAUCCGGCAUUGAACUUCUUAAAGACCUCAAGACCCUCAAGUGCAUUCUCAAGACAAAUUUCAAAGAAUAUGAAUUUAAUUUCAAUAAUGUGUUUUUUUUACAGUAUCUUGUGUUAUAUGUUAUGAUUUUUUUUUAAACUGUGUUUUUUUU
This is a messenger RNA of Rana temporaria (common frog), 1541 nucleotides long. RefSeq names its product deleted in malignant brain tumors 1 protein-like. Lineage: Eukaryota; Metazoa; Chordata; Amphibia; Anura; Ranidae. The transcript is spliced from 9 exons. The coding region runs from base 1 to 1371 and encodes 456 amino acids. The record is from RefSeq and is a predicted model, not a curated record.